AUGGCGAACAAGUACACGAUUGGUUGGAUAUGUGCCGUUGUAACAGAACAUGUUGCGGCUCGAGCUCUUUUGGAUCAGAUUCACGACGGACCAGACACCCAAGCCCCAAAUGACAACAAUACCUACACCUUGGGAGAGAUAGGAAUGCAUAAUGUUGUCAUCGCCGUACUGCCAGAUGGAGAGUAUGGAACAUCUUCUGCCGCCAGCGUUGCCAAAGACAUGCUGCGCACUUUCACGAACAUUAGAAUCGCCUUGAUGGUAGGCAUCGGUGGUGGCGCCCCGAGCGCAGUAAAUGACAUACGUCUUGGUGACAUAGUCGUCAGCUCCCCGAGGAAUGGGGUAGGUGGUGUAAUCCAAUACGACUUUGGGAAGGCGAUCCAAGGCCAGGGCUUUUGUCGAACAGGCAUCUUGAACCAACCUCCUGCCCUCGUACGAACGGCAGUCACCGCGCUCAGAGCAGAGUAUAUUAGUGACGGUCACAAUCUUCAGGACGUUAUUAGCUCAGUCCUCGAGAAGAAACCAAGACUUAGAAAAGCAUACGCCCAACCUGACCUAAAUUCCGACAUACUAUAUGGUCCUGCAUAUCUUCAUCAUGAUGGAACAUGCUGUACAGUGGAUGAUGUCAAUGAUGAAUCUAAGGUCAUCAUACGGCCGCCUAGAGACGAGGACGACGAUACGUUGGUAAUCCACUACGGGCUUAUAGCUUCAGGCAAUGCAUUGAUGAAAGAUGCUUCAAUCAGAGAUAAAGUCGCAGCAGAGACUAGUGUUCUGUGCUUUGAAAUGGAAGCAGCAGGGCUGAUGAACCAGUGCCCAUUUCUUGUUAUUCGGGGUAUAUGCGACUACUCUGACACACAUAAGAAUAAAUCAUGGCAGGGUUACGCGGCAAUGGCGGCGGCGGCAUACGCAAGAGCACUGCUACAUCGUAUACCCGCCAGCAAGGUAGAUUCUGAAAGCAGAAUCACAGAGAUGGUGCUGGAAUCUGUCUCCAGAACCGAAAAAGACAUACAGAAACUGACAGCCACUGCCCACCGAAAAGAAGUUGAAGAUAUCCUUGAAUGGUUAACACCAAUCAACUAUGGGCCACUCCAGAGCGACAUCAUUAAACUUCGACAACCCGGAACAGGCCAGUGGUUUCUUGAUACCGAUGAGUACCGGAUGUGGGCGAGCGGCAACGGCCGCACAUUGUAUUGUCCGGGCAUUCCAGGAGCAGGAAAGACAAUGAUUGCCUCCAUAGUAGUUGACGAUAUUCUGCGUAUAUACCGGAACGAUCCUUCCCUGGGCGUUGCCUUCAUAUUCUGCAAUUUUCAGCGCAACGAGCAACAAACAACGGAGAUGCUACUGUGUAGUCUCCUCAAACAGCUGGCGGGAUUGCUUCCCACCCCUCCCCAGCGGCUGGCUGAGCUUUACCACACCCAUCGAAAAUUAAGGACAAGGCCCUCAGCGCUAGAGUUAUCUGAACUGGUCCGGAUCGUACUUGGAGCUUUUUCUCGUACAUUUGUCAUUGUUGACGCUUUGGAUGAAUGCCAAAAUUCAGAUGUCUCUCGAAGUCGAUUCCUGAAUGCAAUCUUUGAUAUGCAGGCCUCGAAAGGAGUCAAUAUUUUCUUGACAUCUCGUAUUAUUCCAGAUAUCGAAAAGGAUUUGCGUGAACAUAGAGGCGCUUUAAAGCUCGAGAUUGUUGCUGAACAAGACGACAUGCAAAAAUAUAUACGUGGGCGCAUAUCAGAACUGCCGCAAUUCAUAAUAAGCGAGCCGACUCUACGAGACGAAGUUAUCAUGGGGAUUUCUUCGUCUGUCAAGGGAAUGUUUCUUCUCGCAAAACUUCAGCUUGACUCGCUCAAGGAGACGACAUCGAUCAGAGACGUCCGCUCGCCAAUAGAAUGUAUAUCCACGAAUGAACUAGGACCUUAUAACAGCGCCUACGAGGACGCUCUACAGAGAAUCGAAAACCAGUCUCCUCAGAUGUCAGAUUUGGCAAAGCGAGUCAUUUUAUGGAUCACGCACUCGCUAAGCCAGCUUUCAGAGACUGAGAUACGAUAUGCUCUAUCAAUUAGACCAGACAGUCUUUCCUUUGACAAAGACGACGUAGUGCAAAUCGACUUUGUUUCCAUUUGUGCCGGGCUGGUGGUAGUAGAUGUGAACAGUAGCGUUAUACGCCUUGUUCAUUCCACCGCCCAUGAGUUUUUCAAACGAAUGGCAGCAAACCACUUCAGCCAAGGGCACAACAUUCUCGCGAAUGCAUGUCUUACAUACCUCUCAUAUGAGGAGUUUGAGGAUGAAUUAUCGCCUGACAACGCGAGCUAUCAGAGGUGGUUACAGUCAAACCCACUAUAUAAAUACGCCGCCACAGAGUGGGGAUCUCAUGUUCUACUAUCAGAGAACCAGACUCGGAAAGCUCUUAGCUCUACUGAAGAGAGGGCAUUGCAGUUCCUUAGAAAUCAGAAUCUGGUUAAAUCUGCUGGCCACACACUCAUGAUACACGCUUUUUCCAUAGGUUCAGAUGAUCAUGCACAGCUGAUUAAUGCACCUACAAGGCCGAGCGCAUUACACAUCGCGGCCUAUUUCGGGCUUGAGAAGCUGCUAUCUGAAAUACUUAAAGACUAUACAACCCAGGAAAUAAACCCCGAUGACGAGACAGAAAUUUCUCGGAUAGCAAACAUGGACCAAGCCGCUAUCAAGCCAGGUCUGGUUUACAGACCCCGACCUCUGGACGUUACUGAUCAACUUGGCCGAACGCCGCUCUUCUGGGCAUCCCUGACGCAUAAAGAGGGUGUCAUGCGGCUUCUUGUCGGACUGGGAGCAUCACUGGAAGCUCAUGAUAAAGGCGGCAAUACUUCACUUCAUGUUGCAACGGUACAGCAAAGGCAUAAUACUAUAAGGCUUCUUGUCGAAUUGGGGGCAUCACUGGAAGCUGUUGGUGAGUAUGGCAGUACUCCUCUCAUUCUUGCAACGAUAGGGCAGAGACAUGAUACUAUAAGGCUUCUUGUUGAGCUCGAAGCCUCCCUGGAAGCUCGUGAUAAAUAUGGCUGUACUCCUCUCUUUCUUGCAACGAUAGGGCAGAGACAUGAUACUACAAGGCUUCUUGUUGAGCUCGGGGCCUUAAUUGAUGCUCCUUAUAAGGCCGGCAGCACAGCCCUUCAUUUGGCAGCAGUUAAUGGUCAAGAAACCCUAGUACAGCUUCUCGUUGAACUCGGUGCUUCAAUUGAUGCUCCUGAUGAGGCCGGCAGGACAGCCCUUCAUUUUGCAGUAGCUAAUGGUCAAGAAAACCCAGUACAGCUUCUUGUUGAACUGGGUGCUUCAAUUGAUGCUCCUGAUGAGGCCGGCAGGACAGCCCUUCAUUUUGCAGCAGUUACAGGUCAAGAAACCCUAGUACAGCUUCUCAUUGAACUGGGCGCUUCAAUUGAUGCUCAUGAUAAAGACGGAGACACUCCAAUUGACUAUGCCAAAAGAAAAGGCUAUCGUGAAAUUGCCCAAAAGCUCGCGUCUCCUGCGUCCUUCUCGUGGGGUACCUAG
This is a messenger RNA of Clonostachys solani, 3510 nucleotides long. The record is from the annotation of a GenBank genome assembly. Lineage: Eukaryota; Fungi; Ascomycota; Sordariomycetes; Hypocreales; Bionectriaceae.